AUGGCUAGGGUUUGCCUGCAGAGGGCUGUCCAGCAGGGCCUUCCUCUUUUAUAUGUUAUGUGUAAGGAUUGGUGUGAAUUUGUCAUUGUGGACGCACCCGUGGAGCACCCUGCCUACAACUACGGCUGCGUCGACCCUGUAGGAGGAACGGUCCUUGGCAACUAUGGCAGUGUCUCUCGGGAUACGGACUUGCCUCCGGGCGACGAUGGCUUCGUGAUGGAGGCAUUCGAAGGUCCACCUCGCAAGGACUGA
Messenger RNA from Diaporthe citri, 252 nucleotides. RefSeq lists its product as uncharacterized. The transcript is spliced from 3 exons. The record is from RefSeq and is a predicted model, not a curated record. Bases 1 to 252 code for a protein of 83 amino acids. Lineage: Eukaryota; Fungi; Ascomycota; Sordariomycetes; Diaporthales; Diaporthaceae.